UCCAUCACCGACUCCCUCACCCCUGCAUGGCGGAACAAUCAGCUAGACCUCGAAGAAGCUCGUCGCCCUGCUCGAGGGGUACACGACCGCUUUCGGCGCACACAGGGGACGACCCCCGCGGAAGCCACGACGUUGAAUGAACUCAUGGCCGAGAUGCUCCAUACUGCGCCCAUCAGCAAAUCUCAUCCUGGCAGGGCAAGGAACGAGGCAUACACUACCUCGCUCAGGUCCUACGGAGGUCCUCCUCCACCAUUGACGGGUAGUCAUGGAGGCCGCAUCCACCCACGGAUGCUGGAGCGGCUAGAGACGGAGGAGGACCACGCGGUCAUCGAGGAGCUGGACUCGAUGAAGGAGGAGAUAGGACUUCUCCAAACCGAUGUGGACCUGCUCAAAUGGGCAAAGAAGCGGGUGUUUGCACCCAUCGGAGCCACUCCUUCCCUCGAUCCCGCCAAGGCCAAGACCGCUAUCAGUGAGGGUGACGCCGGACCUACCUACCCACCCGUCUACUCCCGCAUCCUCGCAUACCUCCUCGGCUACGUCCGGCGGAACUACAACAACCCCCACCUCGUCCUCGCCCUUUUCCACCACGCGCAAACCCAAUCGCCCGAAUCAUACCUCUCCGGAUGCCUCGCUGGGGCGUACAAUGAAGUCAUCAAGACUCGGUGGGAGUCGUUCAGGGACCUCGAGGGCGUCGAGGCGGCCGUGAGGGAGAUGGAGGCGAAUGGGGUCGCGUGGGAUCGGGGAAUUGCGAAGACGAUGGGGAAGAUCGUUGAUGAGGUGUCGAAGGAGGUGUUUGAGGGCGUGAGGUCCAAGGAGAUAUAUGGCGAGGGCGUCGAAACGAGGCUGCUCCGCCUGGAGGACAGGCUGCAGAAGGACAUCAACAUGCAGACGAGGAUGUAUGAGGCUAAGCAGAGGGAGAAGCAGGAGCAGAGGAAUAGG
Molecule: messenger RNA, 939 nt
Organism: Dioszegia hungarica
Lineage: Eukaryota; Fungi; Basidiomycota; Tremellomycetes; Tremellales; Bulleribasidiaceae
Exons: 1
Cellular component (GO): mitochondrion
Source: RefSeq, a predicted model, not a curated record